AGUGCAGCAGUGACGACGGAUACACGCCGUCAGUGUGUGUUUGGUGUGCUCUUUUUGUUGGUAUCUCUCGCGACGCACAAAGAAUUCAAAUCGCUGAAUACACCCCAAAAACAACAAUAAAAAACAUACAGCAAUAUUAAAUUUGUAAAAUAUAUAAACAACGAAAUUGGCCAUUCUUCGGUUGAUGUGUUGCACAUGAUGUAUGCAACUCUCGACGUCAAUUGCUGUUGUGGUAAAGUGUGAAACACCACACAACAUUUUACAACGUGACAAAUAGCAAAACAAACUUUAACGAAAAUCGGCAAAAAUAUUUCAUGAAAAUGCAGUGUUGUUUUGUUUGUAUGUGACGGCGACGACGACAACUGUCGAUAAUGCAUAAGAACUUUGAAGCAAUAACAAUUCAAGAAUAACAACACACACGCGCACACACACUGCACACACACAUAACGGCAGUUUAAGCUUCACAACUUAAGAGAGGGCGCGAGAGCGAGAGCACCUCGAGUGGGAGUAGCAGCAAACGAGAACGAGAGCGAACGCGCGCAAAGAUAAAACAUAGUAACAGCAACAGCAAUAGCAGCAGAGGCAGCGACGUCGACGUCGACGGCGGCCGUUCUAAGGCUCGCAUAACUCGUAACGGCGUCGAGCGUGACACUUCGGCCACGCAUAACGCAGACAAUUCGUCGACUACUCCCAACGAACUCCACUUGCAAGGAGCUUGUUGGUGUGCGGGCAGCAAAAAGCAACGCGCGGCAGGCAUCAAGUGAAAACGAAAACGAAAACACAAAUCGAAAUUGAAACUGAAAUUGAAAUUGAAUUUCAAGUUGAAAGCUCGCUCAAGUGCAUGUGUGUGUGUGUACAGCAAAAAACUAACGGUGCUGUAAAUCAAAGCAAUUAAGUAAAGCAAACACCAAAAAAAAAAAAAAGAAACAAAUUUUCAAAGAUGGUGGACAGCAACAGCAAUGCAGCAGCCGCAGGCACAGUGGGCAAUUCGGCGGCACGCCUGCGCAAAUUCGAACGCACCGACAGCGAACUUGCCUGCGAGGAAGCAGCUCGUCUAACCGCCGAGCAAAACAGUCCCGAAGACGAUGAGGACGACGAGGAGGAGGGUGAAGGAGAAGGCGACGAUGAGGAUGAGGUUAGCGUCUAUGGGGAGCUGCCGCCACCGCCGGACGGUGGAUAUGGUUGGGUCAUCUGCUUCGCCAGCUUCAUGUGCAACAUGAUUGUCGACGGCAUCGCCUACACAUUCGGCAUCUUCCUUGAGGAGUUCGUUGCCUACUUUCACGAGGGCAAAGGCACCGUCGCCUGGGUGGGCAGUCUGCUCUCCGGUGUCUAUCUGAGUGCUGGACCCAUUGUCUCGGCUCUGGCCAACAAAUAUGGAUGUCGUGCUGUUUGUAUUGCGGGCAGCAUCAUUGCCUGCAUCGCAUUCGUGCUGAGCACGUUCAGCACGAAUGUCAGCAUGUUGAUGGCCACCUAUGGCUUCAUGGGCGGCUUUGGCUUCGGCAUGAUUUAUUUGCCCGCCGUCGUUGCCGUCGGUUAUUACUUCGAGACGAAACGUUCCCUGGCCACGGGCAUCGCUGUCUGUGGCUCGGGCUUUGGCACCUUUGCCUUUGCCCCGCUGGCUACUUAUCUGCUGGAGGAGUACGGCUGGAAGAAUGCGCUGCUCAUCUUUGCGGGGCUGAUUCUCAACUGUGCCAUCUUCGGUGCUAUGAUGCGUCCCCUCACCUAUCCCAAGAAGAAGCGCGUUAAGCCGCUGAUGCAACGCAUGUACGAGGAGAAGCAAAUGCAGCUGGAGCGCGGCUCUUUUGCGGGUUCCCACUUCAUGGUCCAGCUGCCCGAUGGCACUAUGGAACGCAAGCUCAAGAUGCCACUUAACGCUGAUCCGGGUGUGCAUUCCAGCCUCAAUCUGGAGCUGUUGGCGCAGCAAUCGGGUGGCCUGCAUCCGGUGUCCACGCUGCCCACCAUCACCGAGUCCAAGGUGGUUGAGGUGAAUGCCCAAUCUCCGCCUCAGAACAACGGCAAUGCUGAUAGCAACGGUCAAUUGUCCGCCCGAUCCGGUCGUCGCUCGCAUCGCAACUCCGAGUCGGAGCACAGUCCUUAUCAGUCACAGGAUGCCAUGAUACGCAAUGCCUCGCAGCCCGCCUUCCUGGCCGGCGAUCAUCAAAGUCUUCCCAAGAAUGGCUCCGUGCCGUCCUUCAGUCGGGUGCGCAAAACAUCCGCCUCGGAACGUUAUCAACCCUCGUUGGCGGCCAUUCGCGCCUCGUCACGUGGCGACAUCGAAGCAGGCGCUGGCGGGGAUUUCAACACGUCAAAGUUGUCGCUGUCACAGCGUCAGGGCAGCUCCAGCGGCAGUGCCGGACGCAUGGUGCGUCCCAUGUCGCGUAAGGACAUCUUCUACUCCGGAUCCGUCACGAAUUUGCCCCAAUAUCAGUCGCAAAAGUCGCUGACCAACUAUCGCAACUCGGUGCUGUCCCUGACCAAGUACGAGAAGAGCAUGCAGAGCAUGCGUCUGGAUCCGUUGGCCGAGGCGGACAAGCAUCGCGAGGAGUACGAUCUGUGUCCCUGUCUGGGCAUUCCCGACUCGGUCAAGUCCGUGUUCAACACCAUGCUGGACGUGAGUCUGCUCAAGGAUCCCGUCUUCAUGCUGAUGGGCGUCUCCAACAUCUUCGGCAUGGCCGGCUUGUAUGUUCCCUUCGUCUAUCUGGUGGAUGCGGCCAAGGAGCACGGCAUUGCCAAGAACGAUGCUGCGAUGCUGUUGUCCAUCAUCGGCAUCACAAACACCGUGGGACGUGUCGUCUGCGGUUGGGUGGCGGAUCUGCCGCAAGUCAAUUCGCUGCUGCUCAACAACAUCUGUCUGCUGAUCUCGACGGUGGCGGUGACCCUGACGCCACUCUGCUACAGCUACAGCGCCUACAUUGCCAUGUCGAUUGCGUUUGGCAUCGCCAUCUCUGGCUACAUUUCGCUCACGUCAAUUAUCCUGGUCGAUCUGCUGGGCCUGGACAAGCUCACCAAUGCCUUUGGCCUGCUCAUUUUGUUCAGAGGAUUCGCCGCCCUGAUUGGCACACCGCUGGCCGGUGCCAUCUAUGAUCUGACCCACACCUACGAUCUGCCCUUCUACAUGGCCGGAGCCCUGUUUGCCAUCUCGACGGCGACCAGCUUCAUGGCGCCGUGCAUGAAACGCUUCAGCAGCUCGAAUGAGACGCCAGUGCAUGUGGAGACACUGACGCCCAUCGAUGAGGAGCAGGGCGAGGAUGGCGAAGAGGAGGAUGAGGAUCAACCAAUCACCAUAGUGCCCAAGAUCAUCAAAACUCUGCCCAGUCCACUGCAGGAGGAGCCGCAGCAACAGUUUCCCCCCACGUCUGGGACACAGAAGGCAUCGACGACGACAACAACGGAAUCAAAGCUCUAAGCAUGAGAAGUGAAUUUACAACAACAGCAACAAAGUGGAAGUGAAGAGAAACUAUAAUUAUAAAACAAUAAACAAAAACAAGUCAAGUACGAAGAAAGAGAAGAGAGAGAGAGGGGAUCAUGAGAGACAGAGAGCGAUAUUUUUCUAGCAACUUAUACAAAGGAGAGCGAAGUCAAGACGGAUCCAGAGGGGAAAAGAAAGAGAGAAGCAGAUCAGCCGGAGAAGUGAGCAGCAGGGACAGGGACAAGUCCAGGGUCCAGGCAAAGUAUUGAAUAGAGCACACAAAGAAAACUAUAUACAAAACAAAAACACAAAAAGAGUGCAUGUAAAUCGUAUAUAUAUAAUAUAUAUAUCGAUGCCGAUGCCGAAACUAUGCCUAAGCAAAAAAAAAGAAAACUAUUCAUACAAACUAAAUAUAUAGUAUACAACAAAUUGAUAAAUUAUAGCAAACAAACUU
Messenger RNA from Drosophila sulfurigaster albostrigata, 3863 nucleotides. RefSeq names its product monocarboxylate transporter 9. The transcript has 2 exons. Gene Ontology annotation, molecular function: monocarboxylic acid transmembrane transporter activity. Bases 941 to 3406 code for a protein of 821 amino acids. NCBI's taxonomy places the organism in Eukaryota, Metazoa, Arthropoda, Insecta, Diptera, Drosophilidae. The record is from RefSeq and is a predicted model, not a curated record. Gene Ontology annotation, biological process: monocarboxylic acid transport; transmembrane transport.